Urocitellus parryii (Arctic ground squirrel) is the source of this 2896-nucleotide messenger RNA. RefSeq names its product leucine rich repeat containing 2 (gene Lrrc2). Lineage: Eukaryota; Metazoa; Chordata; Mammalia; Rodentia; Sciuridae. The record is from RefSeq and is a predicted model, not a curated record. Gene Ontology annotation, cellular component: cytoplasm. Gene Ontology annotation, molecular function: protein binding.
CAUAUUAUCUGCUUACAAAUAUAGCCUGUUAGCGCACAGGCCCGGGAGGCUCCGGGCAGCGCGGCCCUUCCACUCCGGGUGUUGCUCGCGGGUGUAAACAGCCUUGAAGCCGGAUCGGCCCCGUGGCCAGACCGUGGACUGUCUGCACCACCCGCACCAGGGAGGUGAGUGGAGGCCGGUCUCUGUGGCGGCGGCGGAGGGAUGUUAGAGGAGCAGGUAAUUUCAUGCUGCCACAAUGGGACAUAAAGUGGUGGUGUUUGACAUUUCUGUUGUCAGAGCCUUGUGGGAAACUCGUGUCAAGAAGCACAAAGCUUGGCAGAAGAAGGAGGCGGAAAGGCUCGAGAAAAGCGCCUUGGAAAAGAUAAAGGAGGAGUGGAACUUCGUUGCCGAGUGCAGGAGGAAGGGCAUCCCCCAGGCUCAGUACUGUAAGAAUGGCUUCAUUGACACCAGCGUGAGGCUUCUGGAGAAGAUCGAGAGGAACUCGCUCUCCAGGCCGAGCUCACUUGCCAAGGACAGAGGCAAGCAGAGCAACCCAUUUGUGUUUGAACUUUCGGGGGAGCACUGGAAGGAGCUGCCUGACUCGUUGAAGGAGCAGACACACCUGAAAGAAUGGCACAUUAGCAAUACCCUGAUUCAAAUCAUUCCUACAUACAUUGAGCUGUUUCAAGCAAUGAGGAUUCUGGAUCUGCCAAAAAACCAAAUCUCAUGUCUUCCAGCUGAAAUUGGUCGUUUGAAGAACCUGAAAGAACUCAAUGUGAGUUUCAACCAUCUGAAGAGCAUUCCACCAGAACUAGGGGACUGUGAAAAUCUAGAAAGACUGGACUGUUCUGGAAAUCUGGAAUUAAUGGAGCUCCCAUUUGAACUAAGUAAUUUGAAGCAAGUUACAUUCGUAGAUAUCUCAGCAAACAAGUUUUCCAGUGUCCCGAUCUGUGUCCUGAGGAUGUCUAAUUUGCAGUGGCUGGAUAUCAGCAACAAUAACCUGAAUGACCUGCCACAAGAUAUAGACAGGCUGGAAGAACUGCAGAGCUUUCUCUUGUAUAAGAACAAGUUGACCUACCUCCCGUACUGCAUGCUGAACCUCAAGAAGCUCACUUUGCUGGUUGUCAGUGGGGACCAUUUGGUGGAGCUCCCAACUGCCCUUUGUGACUCCUCCACGCCAUUGAAAUUCAUAAGUCUGAUGGAUAAUCCUAUUGAUAAGGCCCAGGGUCAAGAUGAUGAUGAGAUAAUGGAAAGUGAACAGGAACGGCAACAUUUUGAUAAAGAAUUUAUGAAAGCCUAUAUUGAGGAUCUUAAAGAAAGAGAAUCUGUGCCCAGCUAUACCACCAAGGUAUCUUUUAGCCUUCAACUUUAACAUCAUUCAUCAGAAGACUGCAAAAUCUCACCAUCCUGUGGAGCUUUACAACUUUGUGUAUAGGAAUACAUGGCUUGUGUUUUAGGACAAAGUCUAUUAACCACUGUCAUAGUCAUUAAGAAAAAUAUAGGAAUCAUGGCUUGUGUUUUAGGACAAAGUCUAUUAACCACUGUCAUAGUCAUUAAGAAAAAUAAUUUUCAAAUUUCAAAUGUAUGAAUAUCUUCCUCUAUGGGCUCAAGAAUUGAUAAAUUAGUUUAUAUAUUGGUAUUCAUAGGUUCAUUUGCAUACAAUUGUUUCCAAAUAAUGCACAUUUAAUAUUAUAGAAGGUUUUUUUAAAAAAAUUAUAAUUUAAUGACCAAAUUCUGACACUGAAUGCACUGUUUUCAGAAAUCAAGGGCUAAAGGAUCGUGAAAAGAACCUUCAUAUUGGACGAGUCAGAUCAGAGUUUUGUUAUUUGAAAAUGUUUAAUACAUUCUUUCUUUUACUGAGAGUAACUAACGUUCCUUGGAUUGAAAUGAACUGUUACUUCCGUGAUGUUUUAAAUUAUAUUUUGGCAAGAAUAUUUGGAGCUCUGUUUUGGCUCUCAGACGAGACCCAGGGUGUGACUUGGGCCUUGGGGGUGGGAAGGCUGCCCAUGCAUGGGGUUCCAGACACUCAGCUGGGGUGUGGCUGUCCCUCAAGGAAGAAGUGUGAGCCCUGCUGGGGUGGAAAGUUUUGAAUGGCCUGCCUGGACAGCAACCAUCCUUUCCUGAGUGGCUACCUUGGGGGUUCUGGGAGCUACCUGAGCACAGAAAGCAGAAGCAAUGCCCUCAGGGGGUCUUUCCUCUUCCUCCCAGGGGUCCACUUAGAGUCUGGAGACCAACUGCAUACACUGCUGAGUUCAUCCUGGGCAAGGCUUCCCUGUGGGUACUGCAGGGAAACUCCACCCACAGUGACCAUGGCCCAGGAGGCCCAUGGGACCGUAUGUUAUAAUAGGAUUCACUUCAGGGCUUUGUGAUCUUAGGUCACAUCACAUGAUUUGGAGAAAUCCUACAAAGUUCCUAUUUUUAUACAAUUGUCUUAGAUGAAGAUAAACAAGAUGUGACUGAUGGUCUUGAAGAAAUGCUGAACUAGCUUUUGUGAUUAAGAAGGAAAAUGUGCACACAUUGACUUCCAUGGUCCAGCCUGGUGAUGUCCAAUAGUAGCUUUCAGCAGUGAAAGAAAUGUUCUGUAUCUUUGUCAUCCAGCGCAGUAACUGCCAGACACAGGGUUCUUGAACACUUGAACAGUGGUUGAUGUGAUUCAAGGACUGUAUUUUAAGUGGAAUUUAAUUCAGAUAGCCACAAGUAGUUGCCCUAUGUGACAACAAGGUAUAGCCAGUUGGAGAUUUUGGAAGUUAAUCACCUUUCAUUUCUGAAAGGUGAUUUUUAUUUUUCUUAUCCGAAGAGCUAAUCUGUUCUCAGAGGCAUGCAGUUCAAAAAGGUUACUUUUAACACCCCAGGUUUUUGUUCAAGUCAAUAUUUUGGACAAGUUCAAAUAUUUAAUCCUCAUCAGAUAGAAAAUAAG